Messenger RNA from Hypanus sabinus (Atlantic stingray), 3607 nucleotides. Its product is annotated as bcl-2-modifying factor-like. The transcript has 4 exons. Bases 195 to 782 code for a protein of 195 amino acids. Gene Ontology annotation, cellular component: myosin complex. Gene Ontology annotation, biological process: apoptotic process; negative regulation of autophagy; positive regulation of apoptotic process. Lineage: Eukaryota; Metazoa; Chordata; Chondrichthyes; Myliobatiformes; Dasyatidae. The record is from RefSeq and is a predicted model, not a curated record.
CCUGAUUGACAGUAGAGACAGGAGGUAAACAGCAGGUCGGCGCGCAAAUCGCGGUGAUUAAUCAGAUUACUGUAAGGAGUGUGCACCGUUCGAUUUAACUCGACUCAGUUACCUACGGAUAAGUACCAUCCUCUGCUUCCAUUUCCGAGCGAGCUUCUCCCAGAGGGUAAACUGUAAGGCUAGGGUUGAAUGACAUGGAUCUGUGCGACGCGGAGGAACUUGACACUGACGAUGAGGUGUUCGACCAUGACCUGAUGCCUCCCGACAGUGGGUACAGCGAGGCCAGAGGGAACUGUCCGCCCAGCUGGAACGCAGCCCGCCCCCGGCUGUUAUCACCCGGUGCACAAACCUACGGAUCGCCGUAUGUCCACAGGGGCACCCAAACAUCCGGCUCCACUCCGCCGUCCCUGCACCCGGAGUUACCUAACCCCAUGUUGCCCAGUGGAGUUGGAAGUGAGCCGCAGAGACUGUUCUAUGGUAACGCAGGCCACCGGCUGCAAUUUUCAGAGGUUUUCGAAGUGCCGCGGCCCAGCAGAGCAUCCCUCGGCGAUCAGGCAGAUGACAUCCCGCUGGAUUUGCUCCCGGUGGAGAGAGUGGAAGUCCGGAUCGGGCAGAAACUACGGCAGAUCGGGGAUCAGUUCCACAGCUCGUACGUGGAAAGGAGGAACAGAAAUGAAAAUCGUGCUGACCAGCCAUUCUGGUGGAGGCUCCUAGUCCUCAUUUUUGCAUUAAUCUUUGAUCCAGACGAGAAUGUGGAGGCUGCAGGUCAACGGCGAGGCUGAACAGCAUUCCGCCUCGCUAAAGAAAGCAACAUACUACGAAUGGCACUAAACAAGAGAACAAAAAGCACGGGUUUGAAGAUGCACACCGCUGGUCGGAUGGUGUUUCUUUAUAUUAUAUAUAAACAUAAUGUGGAAAUACUGCAUUAUUUACCACUGAUCUCCACUAAGCACUGUUUAGCAAUACGUGCUCAUCACCUGACAGCAGUGCCUCUUCCUUCGAGAGCUGGACUCCUCGUGAGAUGCCUCUGAAGCAAAGAACAUAUUGUGCUCCGUUCUCUCAGUUCCUUCCCAGCCUCAGUUUUAACAUCGACAAUAGAAAGCACCAACAAGCGUGACAGUGAGGAACAAGUUUUCAAGGUGCUUUACACCAAUCCAUCAAAGUCGUACCAAAGAGUUUUUAGUGCUUCGGUGAAGCAGCUGGAUUCACUGAUGUGUAAUCCCUUUGAGGCUUAAUCUGUGUUUUGUUUCUGUUCUCCACCAUCUUCCCCACCCCCUCCACCUCCAGUUCCAGGCCCAACACCCGCCAUCACCAGCACCCUCCACCUCAUCAUCUUGUAGGACCUAACAAAGGAAACAUCCUUGAAAACUGUUCUCACUAAAGGGGUUAAGGAUGCAGUGCUUAAAUGUUACUGCCCACUGGUACACAGACACCGCCGUCUCCUCUGAUCCUGCUGAAAACUUCACUUGUCAGUGGUUCACUUAUGUUAUGGUCACUUUUGAGGUUAAAGCUUUCUUGACAUUCAAACCUGAAGUAUCCUCAUUCUGGCAAGCCAGUAGUCAUAGACUGUCCAGAACAGAAUCUUCAUUAUUGAGAGCUUUCCUCUCUUUUUUCCUUGAAAACUUAAUUUGCUUCUGGAUGGAAAUGAAAAAUAUUGCACAGCAAUAAUGGUUUUAUUAAAAUUUGUUUUAAUCAUGUUUCAUGGACGAAGAGAAAGAGGGAAAUCAAAGGCUCCUUCAACGACUGAACGGUCAGGAAUUGCACAUUCUUCCCUGGUUGUUCACCCUCUCCCUCGCUGGGUUUGAUGGUGCUACAGAAUAUAUCUGGCUGCAAAUAUUUGGGUUAAAGAGUGAACCUGUCAACUUUCAUUCAUCACAGAAUUGAAAUUUGAUUGCCAGAAAAAUCAAACCUGUCACUAAUCUCAAGUGUAGCUUCCAGGGAGAUUCUGGUUGGACUAACUUUCAGUUUAAGUUCUUCAUCAAGAGCUGUUUCCUCUUUGCAUCAGGUUCUCUUCUUUGCUGAAUGUUUUUUUUAUUAUUAGGGGUAGAUGUUUUGGCCAAUUUUUCAAUGCUUAUUACUCAAUAGGUCUUCAAUAUGGUUAGAUAUGACACCAUAAACAAGCCUCAUUCAUCAGUCACUUCUGGAGACCAUUGUGGCUAGAACAGCUGGGAGCUUAAAGUUUCAAAGCUUUCCUCCCUAGCCAAGGCAUUUUACAGCUAAGAUCAGCAACACAAAAUCAUGACAGUUUCAGUAACUCACUUGAUUAACUUUUAAGUUGUUGAGAAAAGUCUGGAGCACUUAGAGCCAUAGCUCCUCUAAACACCCCACUUCUUAUGAAAUCUUGAAUGGUGGUCAUUUCUCGACCCACAGUAAUCCUGAUUCUUGGAGACUAAAUCUAACACUGCAAGGCUUUGCCCAUUCCCAAUAACUAUUGAAAACUGAUCAGAAGUUGUUUACUGACAUGAGGUUAUGCUCAAGGCAGUCUUUGCAUGACACUUGAAGAAGUCAGUAAUGCACAAGCUCUGAACUUGCCCAUCACUGCAGGAAUAAUUGGAAUUUGGGUUCUGCCCUGGGUUGGAGUCAUACAACAUGCAUGACAUAUUUUCUGUCUUUUGGUUUGAUCUGUGCAUAUCUUGACAUCCCAACCAUCUUUGUGACCACUCCAUUAAAUGGGCCCAGAUUACCAACAGCAUAGCAACCUUAAGCAUCCUAUUUCCAAUAGCAGCCCAACAAUGGCUGGCCAAUGCCAGUGACCAUGCUUAGGUGCUCUUAUGAAAGGAGAGUGUAGAGUGACAGUCAAUGACUCAUAUAAGUAUGGACCCAGUGAGGGAGUGGUGCUGGGCAAAUAUAGGUAGUGUGAGUGAUCAUGGACUUGUUUCCAUUUGAUGUAACUGGCCUUCUUUAUCACAUCCAGUAUCGCCAUGAUCCCAUUCUCCAUGUAAGCCUGCACUCUGAGCUGAGUAUGACUACACCAGGUUCAUAAGUCAAUCUUGUUUCCAAAUUCUGGGAUCAGUUACCUAGGUUGGAAACGGUUGGACUACAGGUAGCACAGCAAAUACUGUUGCAGCCUGGAAAUUCUGGCUAUCCAACCUUUCCUGAUUUUGUUUGACUAUCUUGAGACUGAUACCACACAUGACGGUAAACUUACAUAUUGUGCCAAUUGAUCUGGUGUGUUCGAUUACACCCAGUCACUAAUGUAGAGUUUACCCAUGCCGACUCUCCCUGCAUCACAGCAUUAAGAAUCUACAGGCUUUAUGCAGUGAGCCCCUUAGUAUGUUUCUACAUGUUAGCAGAGCAAGACUCUGGAUUUAAGGAUUUGAUCGCAGCCUCCUGGGGCUCUGUUAACGCCCAGGAAGGUAAAGAUCAAGUGACAAGGUUGGUUUUCUUUUAUGAGCUAGAAGGGGAAAAAGUGCUGGCAAAAAUGUUUUGCUAAAAGGUGGCUCCAUGAUGUACCAUAUUUUCAAAAUAUAUAUUUGUGUAAGAACCUAUAAUGAUAUUCAAGCAUUUGAUGUAACACAGCAGUUUGCUGAAACCAGCAGUGGCACCCACACUUAAAAAGCGUACAGCACACAGUGGGCAGUAUUCUCUAGUAAAUGGAUGCACAGUU